Molecule: messenger RNA, 4216 nt
Organism: Lagopus muta (rock ptarmigan)
Lineage: Eukaryota; Metazoa; Chordata; Aves; Galliformes; Phasianidae
Gene: DNAI4
Product: dynein axonemal intermediate chain 4
Exons: 17
Coding region: 38-2452 (804 amino acids)
Biological process (GO): cilium movement
Cellular component (GO): axonemal dynein complex
Molecular function (GO): dynein heavy chain binding; dynein light chain binding
Source: RefSeq, a predicted model, not a curated record
ACCGCGCGACGCGCUGCCCCCUCCGAUCAGCGCCGCCAUGCCGGGCCCGGACGGAGCGCGGCGGUUAUCUGUAGUGAGACAAAAAUUGAGGAUCACCUUUGGCAGCCGAAAGCAGGCGAGCUUCUCAGGCCACAGCCACGUCCCCACCUCCACGGGCACAGCUGUGCAGAAGGCGGCCCAGGAGCACAGACAGCACGAUGUGAGGGUUUUUGAUGAUGAAGGAAAGGAUGUGACACCCCAUCCGCUCUUCCAUCCAGAUCCCAAAACUGCUGCAUCCAAACAAAGCAAGCUCCUGGCAUUGAGCGAUUCCUCAGGGGCCACAGGAUCAGUUUUUCUCCCUUUUUCCAUGUAUCAGACAUCAGAGGAGGAUGGUAGUUCUGCAGCCCCACACUCAAGGACAUCUGAAAGCAGCAGAAUUUCUAGAUCUACCAUGUCAAUACCAGAGUCCAUGCUAGAUGGGAUAGCAGCACCUGGCUCUCUCCAAGACACAGCUGUUAGCUCACCUGAUGUACAGGUGAGGCGAGAGGAGAUAAAAGAACAAGUGACAGAAGAAGACUUAGACAAGAGAGUGGAUAUUUAUCUCACAGAGACAGAAACUCUCUGGAUGUUGGACUUGCCCCCUGUUGUGGUGUCUGUAGAAUCAGAAGAUGCUGCAAGAGUUCUGGAGCGUAAUAAGAUGUAUGCUGAUGUUUGCAAAAACAGACCUGGUAACGAUCGCUUUGUAGAGAAAACGAUGCAAACCAUCAAUGGAGCCGCAAAGAACAAGGAAGUACAAUGUGACAAAAUCAUCAUGGAAGACAAAGGGAUUGUGGUCACUACCUGGGACUUGUACGAUUCUUUUAACACAUUGCAAGUAGAACCUACCUCCAAAGCAGAAGGCAGCAGAGCCCCAGCUGAGAAGAAGAGCACCUCUGGUAUGACUAAAGACGAGGCUACACCUGCAGCUGCUGAGAGAGGCAGCAUAACUCCUACGACCAUUUUGGAAAGUGCUGGUCUUGCCAGAGUCCACGAGGAGGAGAAAUGCCACACAGAAGCUACGUUAAGAUCAGAAAACUUUCAGCAGCAUUUAUUUUUCAUGGAGAGGAUUCUGAUGGAGAAUAUUUUUCAACCCAAACUCGCAGCUUAUCGACAGUUUCCUGUCCUUACCGAUCCUGUUGUUGCGUUGGGGGCUGGGAGCACAUCAGCUGCCAUAAAAGAAGCUGAGCAGGAAGAGCAUGACAAGGAAGAGAUGGAUAAGGAAGAGCAGAAGGAAAUGCUGAGUGACCCAUCCAUUCUGUCAGAGCUAAAUAAAACCUCAGAUGAAAUGGUACCUCCCAGUUUGGAACAACUGUGGUCCUAUAGAUGUGAUUUAACUCACCAGCACAACGUGAGCAGCAUGGCUUGGAGCAAAGUAAACCUGGAUCUUCUAGCUGUUGGUUAUGGAGCGUUUGAUUUUAAAGAACAGAAGGAAGGCUUGGCAUGCUGCUGGUCCCUGAAGAACCCAAUGUGGCCAGAGCGUAUUUUCCAUUGUGAGCAUGGUGUUACUGCACUGGAUUUUUCUAUGGCAACCCCGAACCUUUUAGCAGUUGGGAUGUACAGUGGUGCCAUCGUGGUCUACAACGUACAGAGUUCUGACUCCACUACAGAAUUCCACAGUGGGGAAUGUUCAGCUAAACACACAGGUCCUGUAUGGCAACUGAAGUGGGUGGAGUGGGACACAGGCACAACAGGAGGUCCCAAGAGGGAGAGAUUAAUCUCCAUCUCAGCAGAUGGCCGCAUAACCCAGUGGCUCAUCCAGGAGGGACUGGGUUGCAUUGAUCUGAUGAAAAUAAAGCGAACAAGAAGCAAGAGGAAAAACUUACCAGCUGAGAAAGAAGGGAAAAGCGAAGCUCUGAUAUCCCAGUGGGCAGCUGGGAUGUGCUUUGAUUUCCAUCCAAAGGACAAUAAUCUUUAUCUGGCUGGAACAGAGGAGGGUCUUAUUCACAAGUGCUCUCGUUCAUGCAACAAGCAGUUCCUAAAGACAUACAGAGGACAUAAGGGCCCUGUGUACAAAGUCGCUUGGAAUCCAUUCACCACAGACACGUUCCUGAGCUGCUCUGUGGACUGGAGCGUUAUUUUGUGGCACCAGAACUCGCAGACACCCAUUUUAACUUUCAGUUCCACCACUACUGUUGUUCACGACAUUACGUGGUCUCCAAAAUCAGCCUUCACAUUUGCAGCAGCUAGUGAAAGCAGAGUAGAAAUUUGGGACCUUAGCACCAGCAUCUUGGACCCUGUGAUCACUCGCUCUGCCGACCCAGAAGCCAAAUUCACAUCUGUACUCUUUGCUAAGAACACCGACUGCCUUCUGGUGGGAGACAGCAGAGGAGAAGUCAGUGUGUUUGAGCUGCAGGACCUGGCUGCUUCCAGCAGCAUCGAGGUUGAUGCCUUGAGUGAUGUAAUCGGUCCCGCUCUAUUUCCAGUAGCUAAAUGACUGCACUUCUCACCUGGUAAACAGUAGGAAAGGUUUUUUUUAGCAUUAUUACAAACUGUUCAGUGCUUUUAAUUCAUUAGCUUUUAGAUUUGAAACCAUACUGGUUAGAGAUACCUUUGAAAUGCUUGAAAUUUUCCCCAGGAAGUCCCCCUUGUUGGAUGGUCAGCCUGUCGUACCAGUGCACAGAUGAGCUCAUAGAAAGGCCCCAUUAAAGGCUUUUCUCCUUGGGUUACUCAAAAAAAACCCACACAAACACAACAGAAAUGCCCCAAAUCACCUCCUGUAUUGGCUACUUCAUCAGGAACCAGAAUACACCCUAAGUCCAUCUUAAGUCCUGGAGUAUGGCUGUUUGCCAUCCAUUUCUCCCCUUGUGAAAUUACACAGCAAACGAAUGGACUUCUCAUCAGGUCCUUCUUGUCUGCCCUCCCCAAAACUACAACCGAGUUUGAAAGCUGAGCUUUGAUAGCAUCCAGACUGCCCCAGCCAGGAAGAAUUAGAGACCAGCUUUUUCAACCUGACCAAUUUGAACAACGCCACAAUUUAAAUGGACUUCUGCAGCUUCAGAAGGCAGAUCUCUGCUUCUAGAGACCUCUCCACUGAAAGACACGGGUAGGCUGAGGACAUAACCUGCAGCUCUUCUAUCUUACAGCCACAGAAGAGGUCCCCCAUCAUAGGAGCUCCGUGCAGUGCUCUGCCCUCAGCAGACACAGGCAAUAGCUGCUCCUGGAAGAACUACGUGGCUAGACGUAUAUUUUACAUGCACAGAGCAUCCAGAUUUUCUCAUUAGCCUCACAAUAAAUGCCCAACGUUUAAACACAUCACUGAAGUUACAGAUCAUUUGGGAUGCAUUACCACGCACUUUCCCCCUGCAUUCUGUGCAUUUUACAACCAACAUCCACGCUUACUUUUCCAGGGUGGGCAUAAAACGAAUCUGUGCGUUUCAAAGAAAGACAUCCAUUAAGGUGAAUCACACGUUAAUCACUAUUACAAACCUGAUCAAAGCAUGCUGUGUAUUUUUUACCACUGGUUAUGACUGUUUACCGAUGCUACUGGUAAAAAAUGAGCUUUCAAGGCUGUAGCACACCAUAACUCGCCCUGCACAUCAUGUAAACUAAUUAACUGUAACAUUACGGGGCUGGAAAAACACUCGUGGUGCUAGGAAGUGCUAAGGAUCAUACAUUUUGCUCUUAAAUACGGAAUUUCUGACCUCAUAAUUGCCCAAUUUUCUCUUUGAGGCAUUUUAUUGCAGGAUAUUUUUUUUAUCAGUUUACAGCAACAGUAGCCAACAACAUCCAGGCAGGGCUGGGCCGCUCCGAUAGCACAACUGAUCCACUGACCUCGAGUCCCAGAGCUGCUCCACACAGGCUUUCAGAUACUAAUCAGUAGGAAAAGGCUGGCAGGAUGCUGAUCCUUAGCUGUUCUGUGCUUUCCCAGUGCCAUUGCCCCUCUUUGUGUCUUUUGAGUAAGGCCCUCUGUCCAUAGACAACUGCAAAGCAAAUAGCUGUGGAUGCAAGGUGUGGAACAGCAACAGCAUCUCCAUAGCUUGCUACAGCAAGCUCACUGUGCUCAAAGCCCCACGUGCUCAGCACACAAUGCCCUUCUGCCCAGCUCUGCCUGCACAGCACAGGGGCUGCCUGGCCCUCAGCCUGCUCUGAAGUACGACACACAGCUGCCAGCAGCACGAGGGGAUGCUCAGCAGGAGGACGAAGCAGAUGGGCCCAUGGAAGAAGUCAAUUCCCAUCUUUAUUUGGGAUCACAGACAGA